AUGAUUUCAAAACCGUGGGUUGAAAAAGCCAAAAGCGCGCGCGACUAUCGCGACGAGACUCUGAGCAAAGUUGAUCCUCCGCUUGAGCCUCUCCCAGAUCCUCUACCACUUUCCUCUCAAGAUUUACCCAAGAAGUAUCUCACGCCACGUGAAUAUGAACUCACCCAGAAUUAUGACGCGAUUGAGCUCCUCGAGAUGCUGCGGAGCAAGAAGCUCACGUCGGAAGAGCUGACCAGGGCAUUCUUGCGGAGGGCUGCUCUGGCUCAGUACGCGGUCAAUUGCGUGACUGAAUUGAUGUGGGACGAGGCUGUUGAGAGGGCCAAGUAUCUCGACUCCCUCCCUGAACCUAUCGGUCCGCUUCAUGGGCUCCCCAUCUCAGUCAAAGAGCAUCAUGGGAUGAAUGGGAAGACCAACCACGCUUCCUAUGUGGCGUGGAUUGGCCAGCCUUGCGACCGAAAUCCGCUGAACGAUUACUUGUAUGAUGCUGGUUGCGUCUUUUACGUUCGGACCACCGGCCCUCAGACAUUGAUGGCUCUUGAAUGCGAAAACAAUAUUUAUGGACGAACUGUCAAUCCCUGGAACCGAAACUUGACACCAGGCGGUAGUAGCGGCGGAGAAGGUGCGCUUGUUGGAUUCCGUGGUAGCGUUUGGGGACUUGGCGGAGACAUUGGAGGCAGUGUAAGAGCACCAGCCAGCAAUUGUGGUGUCUAUGGUUUCAAGCCAACCUCGAAACGCAUCCCGUUGAAAGGGAUGAAGCACACCAUGGACGGAAAAGACUCCAUCCUCGCAACUUUUGGCCCACUUACCCAGAGCCGGGAGACAAUCAAUUUGUUCAUGAAAGUCAUCUUGGACAACGAGCCAUGGCGAUAUGAUCCAUCUCUCACAGUGAAAAAAUGGACCCCGGAAACGCUCACUGAGCCUCUCAAGAUUGCCAUUGAAUGGUCUGAUGGAGUGGUCAAACCCCACCCUCCCAUGAUUCGGGCCUUGAAGGUGGUCGCCGACGCAUGUAAAGCGGCAGGGAUGGAAGUCGUCGACUGGGAGCCAUAUAAGCAUGACAAGGCCUGGGAUAUCGUGUCGGGUCUGUAUUUCCCAGACGGCGGCGAAAUGAUUCUGGCGCCGCUGAAAGAGAUUGACGAACCCAUUCUCCCGCUGAUCAAGUUCAUCACCGAGGAGCAGCCGAACGUCAAGAAUCGGACCAUGCACGAAUACUGGGAUCUGUGCGUUGAAAGAGACAACUACCGCGAGGAAUAUGCCGCUCACUGGAGUAAAACCGCCGACUCCGGUAUGGAAGUUGACGUUAUCAUCUGUCCUGCAACGCCAGGUGCAGCGCCGCUACAUGACACGGCAAGAUAUUGGCCGUAUACCAGUCAAUGGAACCUGCUGGACUUCCCAGCAGCUAUAUUUCCUGUUACGUUUGUGGACGUAGAGAAGGAUAAAAAAGAGGAAGGAUAUGUUCCGAUGAACGAGCAAGACAAGUAUAACUACGACUUAUAUGAGCCAGAGAAAUGGGUUGGUGCACCGGUAAGCUGUUGCAUUGUCGGGAGGAGGAAUAUGGAUGAGAAGGUCAUGGCGGCGCUGGAGGCGGUGGAGAAGGCCAUGGGGAGAAAAUAG
This is a messenger RNA of Cladophialophora psammophila CBS 110553, 1611 nucleotides long. RefSeq lists its product as uncharacterized. The record is from RefSeq and is a predicted model, not a curated record. Bases 1 to 1611 code for a protein of 536 amino acids. Lineage: Eukaryota; Fungi; Ascomycota; Eurotiomycetes; Chaetothyriales; Herpotrichiellaceae. The transcript has 4 exons.